This is a messenger RNA of Botrytis deweyae, 2289 nucleotides long. RefSeq lists its product as uncharacterized. The record is from RefSeq and is a predicted model, not a curated record. The transcript has 3 exons. Lineage: Eukaryota; Fungi; Ascomycota; Leotiomycetes; Helotiales; Sclerotiniaceae. Gene Ontology annotation, biological process: chromatin remodeling. The coding region runs from base 1 to 2289 and encodes 762 amino acids.
AUGCAGGUAAUGCAAGACCCCUCUCAAGGGAUUCAUCGCGACUUGUUACAUCACGUUCAUCUUCUCUCUACAUAUCGAUUUCCAAUUACACCUACACAAUUACAUCCCGAAAGAGUCGCAGAAUGGCUUAUGAAUGGACCUAAAAUUACUCGCGAUCAAGCUCCUGUUUAUUGGACUUACCUGGACCGACCGGUUGAUGGCACAGUCUUAUUAUCAUGGCAAACACCUUCAUUGGGUCAGGAAUUUCCAAGUGAUGGCUACGUCUGGGCUCCUGGAGAGACAGCUUUCUCUCUCGAAGUUAUGGGCUGCACUCUAGAAAUUUACCAUUGCAAAAUCGGCUAUGGUACUGGAGAACCUAUCGCAUCUCAUACUCGUCGCCGAUAUCGACUUUUACCACCACGAAUUCCAAACCAGAAUCCUUCACCUGAUCCAAAUCUAUGGAUUAUACAUUAUACUCAAGCUCCUCCCGAGGAUCGUCUCCCACCACAUAUGAUCCCAAUCAAUCAACAAAUUCAAACCAUUAUGAGUACCCGACAAUACUUACAUCAACAAGGUCAACUUAUUCACAAGGAGUUCUUACUUCAUGAUAGAGCAAAUUGGGCAAAGAUCGAUUUUCCUCGUGGUCAUCCAAGAGGUGCUCCAAUGUAUGCAGCAAGCAUUCCACCAAGAGUUCCUCAAUCAAUGGCAUAUCCUACUCACCCUCAACCUGGUCCGCCAUCAAAACGCGCUCGUACGGCCAAUGUUGCUCAAGCCGCAGUCGCAAAUAAUGCUGCAGCAGUUGUCGAAGAAGACGAAGAAGAAAAUUCUCGAGGAGAUUGGUUCGAUCUUACAACACCUAGAGAAAUCAGUUAUAGCAGAUUCCUUGCAAAUUAUGAGUGGAUGGAGGAAGUACUCUCUUCACCCUACGCCAUCAAUCAAAUUGUUCCCACAGACCUUGGACUUGGUCUUCGUGGUGAACUAAGCAGUCUCACUGAAGGCAUAUUUAAUGCUCCUCUCAAAGAGACAGAAGAACCAACUCUUAAUUAUGUUGGUCGUCUUGAUCCUGGAAAGGCAGAUGAGUUCCGUAAAAGAGCUCAUGAUACUAUUGCACAAACCAACAAGGAUAUUGAAAAAAUGAAAGCUAAGCAUGCAAAACGUGUUGCAAAAUUUCAAAGAGGUUCUCUUAUUUCUCAAGCUGAGAAAGAAUUGCGUACCGCUGUCGAUAACCCUUCAGAUAUUGGUCCCGAAUAUUGGAGACUUGAAGGUAAAAUCGAUGAAGAAGAAAAUGAAGAAUCUGAAACUCCAAUCAAGAUUCCUUCCAAGGUUGAUGAUGUCCUUGCAAAGGUUGAAGCUUCUCUUGGUCGCCAUGCAGUUGCGAUUAGUGAACUCCGUCGUAUUCAAGAUGGUGGAUAUGAAGAAGUUACUGCACGAGCAAGUCCUCCACCUUCUCAACCUUCUCGAAACAAUUCUCAACAAAGUGGUGUUCUUAUGAAUGAUACUGAUGUUGGUGAUGUCGGUGAUGUUGAUAUGACCAAUUCUACUGCUGGUUUACUGGAUCAAUUCCACAAUAGUAAUCCAUCUUCAUCACACGCCACACCAGUAAGUGCCAGUUAUCCAACUCCUGGUCACUUACAACAUCCUUCUGCAGCAACUACACCAGCUGGAGCUUUACAUAUGGCAUCUCCACAUCUCUCUCAAACUAUGGGAACACCACAAAUUACACAACAGAGUCAAUCUCCUCCACAACAAGAACAGAAUGAUGUCCAUAUGCAAGAUUCAUCUUCAACAGCGGAAACUCAACAACCGGUGACUACAACAGCGCCACCUACAACAGGUGCUGAUACAUCAGAUUGGGUUGUUGUACCACCAGGAGGUGUCUCACCUACAGCAGACCCUUCUAACAACAAUACAAACAACGAUACACCAAAUCCUCAAACUCAAAAUCAAAAUCAACAAUCAACAUUAUCUGAUUUUUCCAAGCCAUCUUCCGAUAACAAUACAUUAGAACAACCAACAACUUCUACCUCCUUACCCGAACCACAACAAGAACACCAAGAACACCAAGAACACCAAGAACACCAAGGGGGGCAGGAAGAACAAGAGCAUCAUACCGAACUCAAUGAAAAUGAUUUCGAUCUUGAAGAUUUAGAUACAGCUGGUGAUGCUUUAGCUUCAUAUGAUGCCGGUGAUGCCAUGGGUGAUGAUGGACAUGGUUUGGGUGAUCUCGUCGACGAUAGUGCAUUUGGCGAUGCUUUUCACGGCGUCGAUCAUCACAAUGAUAAUGUGGAUGAAGACCAUCACGGCAUGUAA